AGACAAAUUCAAGCCAAAAAAGGCGGCCUUUUUUUAGCUGAAGCUGCUGACUUUUAACUAAGGAGUAGUAAAGUGUUGUUUAAGAGGUCAAAGGACUCAAGCGUCUUUUCCUGCCUCACAUGAGGCCACGAGCUGGACAAGGCUUGCUGGGUCUUUCCUAUGCAUGCUCCUGCAAUAAGCUUGGAUAACCUGGUCAAGCCCAGCCACAUUUAGCUUCCCUGCUCCCCCUCUUCAGUCAGGAAGCUGGAUGAGGCUGUUCACCCAGUUACUGUUGCUGGAAAGGAUCUCCCUAGGGGAGGAACGGAAAGCAAAGCUGGUUCUGUGGUGACUCAGGCUCUCAGCAAAGCCUCUUGUAUUCCCUCGUAUCCUUUUAGGGGCAUCUGCUUUCCCUGUGACCCUGCUGAGCACCCGAAGCAUGCUGUUUCUGCUGGAGGAGAAUCACCAGUGGCAGGUGCAGUGCUCCUUGGAUGAGGACCAUGAGGCAGAAAUGCCUGCUAGGAGCAACAUCCAGUUGAAGGAGAAGCAGCCGAUCAGCAGUAUUAGCAAUGUCAUAACCUAUCGCCUCUGUCCUUGUGACAUCAAGCUGAUGCUUUAUGAUGAGGUACUGAAGGUGGAGAGCACUUGGCACAUCCGCACAGAGUGCCCUGAGCUCCUGGUAGAGUUGGUGGAGUGGAUCCGUGGGCCCUGGGAGGAGAUGUUCUCGAUCGAGCUACGGAAGGCUGUGUACGAGGGACUGGAGUGAGCUUGCCAGCUGUAGGCUGGUGGGAAUUGGAGUCAAGAGUGCUGCUGUGCUGGCAAUGGUGCAGAAGUGUCUCCCGCUCCCAUCUGACCUUGCUGUCCUGUGGCCUCUGCUUUCUACUCUACUCUUGCCCCUGGCCCUUUUUGGUGAGGAGGAGGGGAGCACACAAUGGUCCAGACUGCACAGUCACUCACUUGCACUGGGCUGGCCGUGGAAGGAGGAGGCAAAGUGUCCCCUGUAAUACUGCAUAAGCUACACCGAGUUCUAAGUUGGCAGUGUCUGCUGGUCUCCUUCAGGGUCACGUGGAGUGUCACUGAAGGAAGAGGGGAGCCCGGCCAGAGCAUGUUCAGUGGGACAUGCAGUGGUACUAGGCCAACAACAGGCCAGAGGCAGUUGGGUACUGUGAUGUUUCUAGCAGGUGUAUUUGCUGCCUUCCUAGCUGUCUCAGAACAGCUGCCAUUAUCUGCUGCUG
Charadrius vociferus (killdeer) is the source of this 1211-nucleotide messenger RNA. Its product is annotated as serine/threonine-protein kinase 11-interacting protein-like. Bases 416 to 742 code for a protein of 108 amino acids. Lineage: Eukaryota; Metazoa; Chordata; Aves; Charadriiformes; Charadriidae. The transcript has 2 exons. The record is from RefSeq and is a predicted model, not a curated record.